AUGGUCAGCUUGGCAGGAGGCAGGUAAGGGCUCGGCCGGAGCAGCAGCAGAGAGAGGGGGAGGCCUGAAUUGUGCUGGGAGCCUCUGAGCAUGCACAGAGUGAUUGAAGCUUCUGAGCAUGCGCAGAACUGCCCCUGGGGGUUGAAGCCACUGAGCAUGCACAGAGUGCACCUUAUCUAUUAAAGCCAUGUGGCAAGACGUGGUGUUCCUUGUGCAGGGCCUUUUUCUUCCACUUCCAGAGUGCGAAUAUGCACCAGAGCAUACGCAGGAUGCCUGUGAACAUGAUGAUGAUGAUGAUAAUAAUAAUAAUAAUAAUAAUAAUAAUUUUUUACUUAUACCUCGCCCUCCCCAGCCAAGACCGGGUUCAGGGCGGCUAACAACCCAUAAUAAAGACAAGUUGAUUAAAAUACAAUUUUAAAAAGAUUAAAGGACAACAUUAAAACAUUAAGGUGCAGGCUCUUCACAGGAGGAGAAAGGAAAAAGAAAGAGGGGGAGGGAAUCAAACUGAUUCUAAGCCAAAGGCCAGGCGGAACAACUCUGUCUUACAGGCAAGUAGAAGAAGAAGAGUUUGGAUUUGAUAUCCCGCUUUAUCACUACCCGAAGGAGUCUCAAAGCGGCUAACAUUCUCCUUUCCCUUCCUCCCCCACAACAAACACUCUGUGAGGUGAGUGGGGCUGAGGGACUUCAGAGAAGUGUGACUGGCCCAAGGUCACCUAGCAGCUGCAGGUGGAGGAGCGGAGACGCGAACCCGGUUCACCAGAUUAAGAGUCCACCGCUCUUAACCGCUACACCACACUGGUUUCCUUCUCCCUGCAGACAGUGUACUUUUUGAGCAUGUACAGAGUGUAUUUGUUGCCGGGAGAGGAGAGGUCUAAGCCUUUCUACUGAGACCUGAACGUCCUCAUCAAAACUUAUACAGUGGUACUUCUGGUUGCGAACGGGAUCUGUUCCAGAGCCCCGUUCGCAACAUGAGAAUAACGCAACCCGCAUAUGCACGGGUCGCGAUUCGCCGCUUCUGCGCAUGCGCGUGACGUCAUUUUGAGCGUCUGUGCAUGCGCGAGCGGCAAAACCUGGAAGUAACCCUUUCCGGUACUUCCAGGUCGCAACCUGAAAACAUUUAACCUGAAGCAAACGUAACAAGAAGUAUGACUGUACGCUUAUAAAAAUAUAAAACUCAACACACACAAAAGCAGAAAUGUCUGUCGUAAUGAAACCUCAACAAAGCAAGCAAAAAGUUCUCUUUUCUCUCUCCCCCAGAUCUCUCCUCCUCAUGCAGAGGAUUUCGGCUUUUGUGCUUUAUCGGCGUGGGAUCAGUUCCCUUUUCUCCAUGCCACUGUCUCCAGAGCCAGCAGCUGCCUGCCGGAGUUUCCCUCAGCUGGUGACGCCAUGGGGCUGCCAACAGAUCCGGACAAAAGCCCGCGGCAAUGAGUACCAACCCUCCAACCUCAAGAGGAAACACAAGCACGGCUGGAUCAAGCGCAUCCGCACUCGCAGCGGCAUCGAGGUGAUCCUCCGACGGAUGUUGAAAGGCAGGAAGUCUCUGACCCAUUAA
This is a messenger RNA of Podarcis lilfordi (Lilford's wall lizard), 1552 nucleotides long. NCBI's taxonomy places the organism in Eukaryota, Metazoa, Chordata, Lepidosauria, Squamata, Lacertidae. The record is from the annotation of a GenBank genome assembly.